Messenger RNA from Chaetomium fimeti, 3462 nucleotides. RefSeq lists its product as uncharacterized. Bases 235 to 3324 code for a protein of 1029 amino acids. The transcript is spliced from 7 exons. NCBI's taxonomy places the organism in Eukaryota, Fungi, Ascomycota, Sordariomycetes, Sordariales, Chaetomiaceae. The record is from RefSeq and is a predicted model, not a curated record.
UUUUGCCAGGGCAGUGAUUGGUGAUUGCAGUCCUGUGCACUCGGCCAUUCCAGCCAUUAUUAGGUGUCUGAUGAUAAGGACGGUCGCCGACGUAACGGUUAUUAACACAUCAGCAAAUUAUCCGCCAAAACUUGAUGUUCUGCCCUAAAGUACCUUACCUAGGUUACUCCUAUUCUCUACCAGGCGUUUUCAAAACAUUUCAACUCCCAAACACAACAGGGUCGCUGACCCAAUAUGAAUGACCAAGACGAAUCCGGGACGUCUUUGGAGGAGCUGGGCGCGGAAAGCGCAGAUCCGGGUGCACAGUCCCGGCACCUGAACACAAACUACCAUGCCGAUGUGGUCUUGGUUGCUGGUCUCGGGGGUGACGCAGUUGGCACUUGGCGAGCGGAUGACGAAGAGAAAACCGUAUGGCCGACUUCUCUCCUGCCGCUCUGCAUCGGCGAUAUGCAUGUCCGCAUCUUGACCUUCAGGUACAAUUGCACCCUACAAGGUUCAGCGAGCGCAGCCAAUAUUCGAGAUCAUGCGAAUGUGCUCCUGGUACACCUCGCCAACCAAAGAGAAGACGAUGACGAGGCAAAAUUGAGACCCAUCGUCUUCGUCGGACACAGCUUGGGUGGGAUCAUCAUCAAGCAGACCAUCACAUUUGCUUACAAGAAUCCAAGAUACAAGCAUUUGUGGGAAGCCAGUCGUGGGAUAAUGUUCUUUUCGACGCCUCACUAUGGCAUGUCCUCGGAUCUGUGGUACAGCUUUGUCCGCUACGUGCUCCAGCUUGACGAGCCAGCCGAAGAUGCCAUGCCUACCAAUGGUAUGCUUGCCACCAUCGGAGAAAACAGUGACGAGCUGUCAAACAUCUCUGAAGACUUUGAGAGCCAACUACAAAACUUUAGUUUUGUCACGUUCAUCGAGACGGAGCCCGUUCCGAAAAUGAAUUGCGUUUUUGUAGACAAGAUUCACGGUCGAAUGCGUGCGCCAACAGAGGACCAUAGUUUCAUGGAGGGAGACCACGCCAACAUCUGCAAAUUCGAAUCCGAUGACGCCGACCCGUUCUUGCCAGUGGUAGGAGGGAUCAAAAAUCUGAUAAGGGCUAAAGCAAAGGAGAUAGACCGCCUUGACCACGACGAGAAAAAGGCGUAUUAUUCGCUCGCCUCGGAUGAAACCCACAGCUUCUUUCUCGACCGGAAAUCUACUCCGGGAACAUGUAACUGGGCGGACGACCAGCCGCGCAUCCAAGCCUUCUUGGACGGCGUCCGAGGUCAAGAAGACCUGUGGAUUUGCGGUCCGCCCGGUUGUGGGAAAACAUUUCUGGCUAAACACAUCAUAAGCAAGUUGAACCCCCUGGAUGGAAAGCUGUCAAAGGGAAGGAAACUGCCAACUGUCAUCCACUACUUCGUCAGUGGCUCCCUACCUAACCGGGGCCAUCUCCAAGGGCUUCUGCGCGCGACGGCGCAUCAGGCCAUACGACUUGAGCCGUCGCUGAUACAACGACUUCUCCCAUCCAGUCACCGAGACUGGCAAGUUAAGACGGCAAUGACGAGGGAAAGCCUCGAAAGAGAUAUUUGGGCUGGAGAUACGCUGAAGUCUGUCUGGCCCGAUAUCAUGGCCGAAGUGGCCGAAAAACACGCCCUCGCGGUCGUGAUCGAUGGCUUUGACGAGCUGGAUGUGGAGUCCCGUGAUUCAUUCCUUGACUGUCUACAGCGCCUUCGUGUACAGUCUGAAAGUCCAGCGAAUUUGCGACUACUUUUCCUCUCACGCAACAUCGACGAGCUCGACGUUGCGCCGGCCCACCAGAUGGCGUUUCAACGAUACAAUAUCGGGCUUGCUGAAACUGGAAGCGAUAUCACCAGAACCAUCGACGAGGCCCUGGAUCGUCUGUGGAGAUCAAGGAGAUUCGAACCCGGCGAGCUUCGCGAGAAGAUAGGCAACCAGAUCCAUCUCCAAUCGCAGGGGACAUACCUGUGGGCGGCACUCCUUUCUCGGGACCUAGACCGCAACCGCACCAUUACCUCUCCGGACCAGGUUGAAACAAGAAUACAAGAGUUGCCGCUCGAAGCACAUAGCAUUCCGGGCUUGUACGACUACAUCCUCGACAGACUUGCCACCGUAACAGGCGUCUCAGCUAUGGUCCGGCAAGCUCUCCUCUGGGCAUCCGUCCAAAAGGAAGGGCUCAAACCAGCGGAGUUCAACGUUGCGCAGGCCAUCGGGCGGGCACUGGAGGAACAUAAAGGGCAGCAAAUCACGCAGGAGAUGCUGAACCAAUACCUAGACGACAAGAUCGCCAUGACCCUAGACUUCCACUGUGGCCACAUUGUGAAGUUCCAGGAUGGCCGCCUCGAGCUUGUUCACGGGAGUCUCAAGGAGUACAUCAUGCAGAAUGGCAUCCGAAUAGGGGGUCCGGUUCCCCAGCACCUGACACCUUGCGGCACGAUAGCAGAGCGUCUGCACGCCGAACUCGCUCGCACGUGCGUCGCGUACCUGACAAUGCGACAGUUCCAAUAUUCGGGUCCGCGUCAAAACACCAUGACGCCGCACGGCUGGCAGGCUAAAGUUCGUGCGAGACUGGAUCGGCAGAAGUUUUCACGGUACGCCUCGCUGUAUUGGGACGAGCACAUUCGCGACGCCGGCAUGCCAUGGCGCUUCGAGAAUAACGCAGCUCGCGCUGCGCAACAGCUGCUCAAGGACGGCAGGACAGAAUAUGCCAGGUGCUGGACCGAAAUCUGGUGGCUAUUUCGGCUGUGGCCAACAAUACGAUUCCCCUCAGCCUCAGUGUGCCCAGUCGAAGAUAUUCUCCCCCUGGAUUCCGAAGAUGGCACGGCUGCUACUACGGAAUCAGCCUCGGAAGCAGUUGAAGAUUUUGACAAUGAAAGUGCUAGCAUUGCCGCGUCGGAGGACGGAUCGUUUGUCUCUGCAGUUGGCGGGAGGCCCAUUGCGGGCCGCCCACCCCAAGGAGUCCCGUCGGGUAGCGGGGGCCUCGCGACCGAGGUCCAGUCAGGACGAGAACGUCCAAGACAGAGCACUAAACCGACUGGAGACAGACCAGCUCCCAAGAACCAGGAGCUUCCCAUGACUACCGCCAGAGAACCAAUGGAGCCAAAGCGCGACCUUGAGACCAAAAUGCCGUCGACCCAAGCUUCAGAAGCUGAGACGGCAACUACAUCUACCCCUGAAGUAGGAAAAGGGGACAAAGUUAACACAGCCGAUAAGAAGGAGGAGGGAAUUCCGCCUGCUCCGGCCCGAAAACAAAGGCUCGGAUGGAUGAAGAGGAUGAAAAUGGCGGGGGGGAUCAUCGUUGGGGGCUUCUUCGAACCUGCGGAUGAUAAAUAACAACCAUGUUCCGCAUGUUUGCCGAUGGAAAAGAAGAGUUUCGAUAGCGGUCAACAUUUCUUGUCAACUACAUCACAUUUCCACGAUGACUUCUACCCAUCUUGCUCAAUCAUAAAGAACGACAUCCCAAAUCGCCCA